This is a messenger RNA of Macrosiphum euphorbiae (potato aphid), 462 nucleotides long. The record is from the annotation of a GenBank genome assembly. NCBI's taxonomy places the organism in Eukaryota, Metazoa, Arthropoda, Insecta, Hemiptera, Aphididae.
AUGGAAGAAUCUAGAUUGGAAAAUAUUUUUUAUGCUGCUAUUACGAAGACAUCAGAUUUAAAACAAUUUGGCAACGAAAAAUGUUUUGAAUGUCUCAUAGAUCAGUUAAAAGAUUUAGAAAUAAAUGGAAUUGACAUUAAUGAUGGCAAUAAUGUAACAAUCAAAUUACAUUUUAUCUUAGGUUUAGUCGUAGGUGACAAUUUAGGAUUAAACUGUUUUCUCAAUUUCAGUAAAUCUUUCUCUAGCAGUUAUUUUUGCAGACUUUGUAGAGCUCCAAAAGAAAUGACACAGAAAUUAAGCUGUGAAAAUUCAGAAUUAAUGCGCACAGAAGAAAACAACCAGUUAGAUGUUUUGGAUCCCAACUCUAAAGGAGUUGUUAACAAGGGCGUCGCCCGAUUGCGGCCCAAAGUAAACUUUUUACCUUUUCACCUAUCCCGAUUGCGGCCCGUCCAUAAUAGGUAG